Messenger RNA from Iphiclides podalirius (scarce swallowtail), 2028 nucleotides. NCBI's taxonomy places the organism in Eukaryota, Metazoa, Arthropoda, Insecta, Lepidoptera, Papilionidae. The record is from the annotation of a GenBank genome assembly.
AUGGCUGGCGCGAGGACCAUAACGGCUGAACCGCCGCGCUCCACAGCCUACUACUACGCCGACCUAGAGCGGCUGAGGCGAAAGAACGGCUUCCAAGCCGAGGAGCCGUCCGCGGAGCAGCCCAGCAGAGACCCCAACGAGCGCAGCGACUGCGUAGAGUCCACGGAGGCGGUGGAAGAAGGCCCCGUGGCCGAGGUCCCGCCCCUGAGGGACAGGAGGCAGGGCCAUGACCACCAGAGGCCGGGAGCCGAGAGGAAACUGGAGGAGACUUACUCCACCGCCGGCACGUUCCCAAUGCCGGAGCCCCUAAAAGAGAAGGAGCCCCUAUUGGCCGAGCUGGAGGUGGUAGGUGGGCUGCCGCUGACCCAGCUCGACUCCGGCUCAGGGGUGAGGAGGAGCAGGAGCUGGUACCUGUGCUGCCCGAACGUCGGCGAGGAGGAGAUGUCCAGGGAGUCCUCGUGGCGGUACUCCAGCCUGCGAACGGUCACCUCGCCCCCGGCUCCAGGGCGGAACGGGAUGCAUCUGGUCGUGACCCAAAGCAGCGGGCAGGAGGACGUGGUGACGCUGCGGAAUGAGAGGGAUGCCCUCGCCAGGGCAUUGGCUGCGGAGAAGCAGAGGGCGGCCAGCGAGGCGAGAGCCCACGACGCGAGGCUGGCGGAGCUGCACGGGGUCAUAGCGGAGCUGGUCAGGAGGCGAGCGCAGGAUAAGGGCUCGAGGGCGAUACCAGAGGAGGAGGUGUCCGACGAAUGCGAAUCCACCACCCAGCCGGCCGGCGAGCUGGACAACGAUGCUGACAGGUCCCGCACUGACCAGAACGACACCUCGUCUCUGAGUCCCUCCGACCAGCCCAGCCCUCUACCCCAGGACCCAGCGCCGGCACAGCCCCCGCAAUCCAGGACAGCGCAGACAGCGCAGACAGCGCAGGCCCAGCCUGUGGCCAGUGACGUCAGCCUGAACUGCUCCGAGCGCGACUCCGAGAUAUGCGUCAGCACCGCGAGAUGCUGCCAGUACGCGAGGGGCGCUCAGCAGCAGACGGACGAGAGCGACAUCCCCGACGGUCUACUCCCGCCCUCUCCAGGGCGUUGCGAGUCGCGGCAAGCCAAGCUCGCCGCGCGGGUGCGCCUGCGACGCGCCGCUGACGCCGACUCCGCCCACUUGAGCAACGACCAGAUGCAGAUGGUGCCCGGUGAAGAGGAUGAGGAGGCGCUAGAGGGUGGUCUGCUAGCCCUGGAAUAUCCAGGCGAGGCGCUGGCGGCGGUGGCGAGCGCGUGGCGGGCGCGCUGCCUGCGUCUGCAGGCCGACUGCCGCGUGCUGGACUGCGCCCUGGCGCGCGCGCUCGACUCCGCGCACAGGCUGACGUGCGCGUGCGCGGCGCAGGAGUCGUCGUCGGUGGCGCUGUGCUGCGCGCUGCGGGCGGCCGACCGCGCGCUCGAGGCCUACGACGUGCUGCUCGCGCUGGCCGAGACCGCGCCCCACGCGCAGCGCCGCCACCAGCGGCAGGAGCGGCUCGCGGCGGAGGCGGUGGCGAGGCGGCUGCUGGCGCGGCUGGAGGCGCCCUCGCCGCCCGGGCCGCUGCUCUCGCCGGGGCCCUGGCUGGCGGACCACCACCUCAGGGGGGAGGAGUCCGGCGAGGAGGGUGGUGACGAGGCGGGUGAUGGCGGUGAUGGCGGUGAUGGGGGUGAUGGGUUGUGGAGCGCCGAGCUGGAGGCGCGCCUGAGGGAGCACGCGGCACGGCUCAAGGCGGACACGGUGGCGCUCAGGACGGCGCGGAAGCCGCCCGCCCUCUUCUCCUACCACGACGCUGACGAGGACAGCAUCUCCAAGGCGGUUGGUGACAUCAGCAUGGCCGAGAUGGAGGCGGCGGUCGUAUUGCAGGAGGCGCUGGCGGGCAGGGAGGCGCGCGCGUGCGAGCGAGCGAGACGGCUGCACUCGCUGCGUCCCGCUCCCUCGACGGGCUCGGCCCGCAGCAGGAGGCGCCGCGAGAGGGCGCGCCACUGGCUCGACGGCCACGCCUCGGAAACGGACCUC